Rhododendron vialii is the source of this 4231-nucleotide messenger RNA. RefSeq lists its product as uncharacterized. The coding region runs from base 423 to 4049 and encodes 1208 amino acids. The transcript is spliced from 23 exons. The record is from RefSeq and is a predicted model, not a curated record. Lineage: Eukaryota; Viridiplantae; Streptophyta; Magnoliopsida; Ericales; Ericaceae.
UUUGCAGCAGAGCUUUGGGCACACACUUCUCUCUCUCAUCAGCUCUAAUUUUUUACUGUAGGAGUAGUAAAUAGCUGGAAGAAAAAGGGGUUAUGGGUUUCUUUUUUCGGUUUCCUGCUUUCUUCUGCCUACUGAACCCCAAAUCUACUCUCCCCUCACAUUCGUCCACAGUUUGAACAGAUCUCUCUCCUCUGUACUUUCUCUCUCUAGAUCAGAUUCAAGAACACACACACACACACUCUCUCUGUGUCAGAAACUUUCUGUUAGUUUCUCUUUUCCUACAUUGCCUGCAUUGAUACUAAGGAAAGAGGGAAAUCUCUGUGCUUGGUGUUUCUGCGGUGUUUUGGGUAGAAGAAACUGUGCCUUACUAUUUCUGAACUGGGAUAUUGAUAUUUACAGGUGAGUAAAUUCCCUCUGCAACAAUGUUCACAGAAGGUCUCGACAACAGUGCCCUUCGAUGGGUCAGAGAGAGUUCUGUGAAUCAGAAAAAGGAAGUUCCUUAUUCAAUGUCGAACCUCCGGCUCCGACCCGGCGCCGGUCGGGGUAUUGGCCUCCCUCCGCCGUCGAAUUUUCGAAGCGGGCACUUAUCCGGCGUAGUUCCAGUUUCUAAAACCCUACCCGGCGACGACUUGGAUGACAGUCGGUCCGCGACCGAAAACGAUAUGACCACCGAUUCGGAGGAUGAGGUUUACGGGGGGAGAUACUCCCUCGAUUCUUCCCCCCAAGAUGAUAGAGUUCCCACUAAUAAUGCAGCUGCACAAAGAUACUACGGUUCUGCUCAGAGGCAACAACCUGUUUACGCCAGUGGAUCAGUGUAUUCCGAUGAUGUUACUUCAUCUAGGGAAACAAUAGGGAGAGGGAAUGGGAAUGUGGCUGAGAGGCUGAUGAGGGGAGCCAAUAGGUAUCCGAUUGGAAGGGAUGGUUAUACUGAGGAUGAAUCCUCUGAUUCUGCUGCGAGCUCGGAGUUUUCGAGCACACAAGUGAGGAGUAACAAUGGAGCUGGGCCCCAUGCGAGAGCGUAUGCCUCAGAGGGGUAUGCAUCGAGUGUUCCUUCUCGGAUCAACGCGGAAAGUGCUGGAGUAAAGGAUUCAUGUGCUAUUGAUGAAGAAAUUCCCAGUGCACCUCCUUUUUGUGGUUCUACUGGAGAAAUCAAGCCUCAGGUUGAACCACCACAGGAUAGUACUGGACAAAAGAAUUCUGACCAGCACGUGAGGAGUGCCACUGUUAUAGAAGGUGUUGCACCCUCUGGUUUAGUCCCAGCUCGCCUCCCUACCUUUCAUGCCAGUGCACAAGGGCCGUGGCAUGCUGUGAUUGCUUAUGAUGCAUGUGUUCGGCUGUGCCUUCAUGCAUGGGCAAAGCAAUGCAUGGAAGCUCCGAUGUUCUUGGAAAAUGAAUGUGCACUAUUGCGCAACUCAUUUAGCCUGCAACAAGUGCUAUUACAGUCAGAGGAGGAACUAAUGGCAAAGCGCUCUUCUGAACUUGUUGGCGAGGGAACUGCCCCAAAACCUAAGAAAAUGGUUGGAAAGAUGAAGGUGCAAGUCCGAAAGGUGAAAAUGGCUCUCGACCCACCAAAAGGCUGCACUUUUUCAUCCCUCAAGGCGCCGAAGAUAAAAAUGGACGCUGUCCGAUAUCGGUUUUACAGUUUACAAUCAACACUCUCUACUGGGUGGCAAGCACUUCGGAAAAUCCGUUUUGUUCCUCGUGUUCCUCCAAAUGGUUCCCUUCCGCGCCAGAGCUUGGCAUAUGUUCAGGCCAGUGCUCAGUAUGUGAAACAGGUUUCUGGACUCCUGAAAAUUGGCGUAACAACUCUGCGCAGCAAUUCGUCUUCUCGUGAAGUUGUUCAAGAGACAUAUUCUUGCUUCUUACGGCUAAAAAGUUCAAGUGACGAGGAUGCAAUUCGAAUGCAACCUGGAUCUGGCGAAACCCACGUAUUCCUACCAGACAGCCUAGGAGAUGAUCUAAUUGUUGAAGUCCUGGAUUCCCAAGGGAAACAAUUCGGUCGCGUCCUUGCUCAAGUAGCGUCUAUCACUGAAGAUCCGGGUGAUAAGCUACGAUGGUGGUCUAUUUAUCGUGAACCAGAACAUGAACUUGUUGGAAAAUUACAACUUUUCAUUAACUACUCUACAAUUUUGGACGAAAAUAGUAAUCUUAAGUGUGGCUCUGUUGCAGAAACGGUGGCAUAUGACUUGGUAUUAGAAGUUGCAAUGAAAGUUCAGCAUUUUCAACAAAGAAAUUUGCUGCUGCAUGGCCCGUGGAAAUGGUUGCUGACUGAGUUUGCAUCGUAUUAUGGUGUUUCAGAUGCUUAUACAAGGCUAAGGUAUCUUUCUUACGUCAUGGAUGUGGCAACACCAACUGCAGAUUGUCUCACCCUGGUAUACGAUCUGUUGUACCCUGUAGUUAUGAAGGGCAACAGUCGGCGUACAUUGAGUCAUCAAGAGAACCGAAUAUUGGGAGAAAUUGAGGAUCAAAUAAAUGAGAUUCUUGCUCUUGUGUUCAAGAACUACAAGUCUUUGGACGAAUCAGUCCCAUCUGGCAUCAUGGAUGUUGUUAAGCCUGCAACUGGACUUGCAGCCCCUGUAUUGGAGCCUGCUGUGAAGCUGUUUACCCUUUUGCAGGAUAUACUGUCUCCUGAGGCACAGAAUAAGCUAUACAGCUAUUUUCAGGCUGCUGCAAAAAAGAGAUCUAGAUGGCACUUGACUGAGACUGAUGAGUUUGUUACGGGUAACAAUGAAGGCUGUUUGAUCGAUGCGUUCACCAUGACUUCUGCUUACCAAAAAAUGAAAUCCUUGUGCCUCCACAUCAGGAAUGAGAUUUUCACUGACAUGGAGAUCCACAGUCAACAUGUACUCCCUAGUUUCAUAGAUCUUCCCAAUCUUUCCGCGGCUAUAUACAGCGCAGAACUCUGCAGCAGGUUGCGUUCGUUUCUAAUUGCCUGCCCUCCAACGGGUCCUUCACCUCCUGUAGCAGAACUUAUCAUCGCCACUGCUGAUUUUCAAAGGGAUCUUUCUAGCUGGAAUAUUAAUCCUGUCAAAGGUGGAGUUGAUGCAAAAGAACUGUUCCAUUUGUAUAUUAUGCUCUGGAUUCAAGAUAAGCGCCUUUCAUUGCUCGAGACAUGCAAAUUAGAUAAGGUUAAGUGGUCAGGAGUCAGGACACAACACUCAACAACUCCUUUUGUUGAUGAGAUGUAUGAACGCCUGAAAGAAACAUUGAAUGAUUAUGAAGUUAUUAUCUGUCGCUGGCCAGAAUACACUUUUGUUUUGGAGAACGCUAUUGCUGAUGUAGAGAAGGCAAUUGUGGAAGCCCUAGAGAAGCAGUAUGCAGACGUCUUGGCACCGUUGAAGGAAAACUUGACACCCAAGAAAUUUGGUCUAAAAUAUGUCCAGAAGCUUGCAAAACGGUCCGUGUGCCCCUAUCUUGUCCCUGAUGAGCUGGGAAUCCUUUUGAAUUCCAUGAAGAGGAUGCUUGAUGUUUUGCGGCCAAGGAUAGAAUAUCAGUUGAAGUCCUGGGGUUCUUGCAUCCCUGAUGGAGGCACCACAGCCCCUGGAGAGAGGCUCAGUGAAGUAACCGUGAUGCUGAGGACAAAAUUCAGAAACUACUUGCAAGCGGUUGUGGAGAAGGUGGCAGAAAAUACAAGGUUACAAAAUGCUACAAAACUGAAGAAGAUACUCCAAGAUUCUAAGGAAACUGUGGUGGACUCGGAUGUAAGAAAUCGAAUGCAGCAACUGACGGACCAGCUGACAAGCACAAUGAAUCACCUCCAUACUGUAUUUGAGAGUCACGUUUUCAUUUCGAUCUGUCGGGGGUAUUGGGAUCGUAUGGGGCAGGAUGUUUUGAGCUUCUUGGAGAACAGGAAAGAGAAUAGAUCGUGGUACAAAGGUUCAAGAGUUGCUGUCUCUAUUCUGGAUGAUACUUUUGCAUCUCAGAUGCAGCAGCUUCUGGGGAAUGCCCUCCAAGAGAAGGACAUUGAGCCCCCCAAAACAAUUGUUGAGGUUCAGUCAAUGCUGUGCAGAGAUGCUCCAAGUCACAAGGGAAGCACGUACUACUACUGAAUUUUGUUUGUACAUGUUAGGGUUAUUAUGUGAUUUACUACCAAAGUCAGAAGAACAAGGCAUACCAAUUUUGUAUGGUGCAUAUGUAAUCUUUGAACAAUAUAGAAUGAUGCUCGCAUUCUUUUAUAUUCUUUACCCUCACAGCUUAGUUCGAAAUCAACCGUCCAAAAUUUCAAAAUUUA